CUCCCCCUCUUCCUGCUUGCUUGCUUGCUUACUCCACGGCGACAGUGAGGAGCAAUUGAUGCCCAGGUAGACAUUACUUUAACAUACACACAUAGCACUUAACCCACUCAAGUUUACAGAGAAGGAACAGGGAAAAGACAGAGGCUGCUGGUACCUUUUCGGGAUAGCUAACCUGGGUGACCUGGAUAGCUAACUCACCUGUGUGGGCUUCACUGGAGAAUGUAGCUGCAGCCCUCCAGCCAAGCCACAGGAAACACGCCACCAUGGGAGAAGCUCAAAAGGGCUUACUCUCUGUGAUCGAGAAACUGAAGGGAUCCACAGAGCAGGAGGUCAGGAUAGUGCUUCUGGGGUUGGACAACGCCGGCAAGACAACCCUGCUGAAGAGCCUCGCCUCUGAGGAUGUGAACACCAUCACACCAACACAGGGCUUCAACAUAAAGAGUGUUGCCUCUCAUGGCAUGAAACUUAAUGUUUGGGACAUUGGAGGACAGAGGAAGAUCAGGACCUUCUGGAAAAAGUACCUGGACAACACAGAUCUGUUGAUUUAUGUUAUUGACAGUGCAGACAAGAAGCGGUUUGAGGAGACGGGACUGGAGCUGUCCGAGCUGAUUGACGAGGACACUCUAAAAGGCGUUCCAGUGCUCAUCUUUGCCAAUAAGCAGGAUCUGGCCACAGCGUCACCGGCCAGUGAGAUCGCUGAGGGACUCAACCUGCAUACGUACCGGGACCGUGAGUGGCAGAUUCAGGCCUGCUCAGCUGUGUCUGGGGAGGGAGUUCAGGAUGGCAUGAACUGGAUUUGCAACAAUAUUGUGAAUAAGAAGAAGUGAACCAACGGCAAACAACACUGACCAGAGUCAAACAGAGAACCAUCGUAUUAAGGGAUUAAAGAAAUAUUUCACUUCAUUUAAUAUCAACACACCUCACCUAUGACAGGCCCCGCUCCCCUCACAUAUUUGAAUGAUAAUUUUGUUUUUACAAUUUUUGUCAUUUUUAUGAAUAUUUCCCAAAAGUAGCUUAUUUGAAGAUUAUAGAUACAUAUUUUAGCUACAAUAAGUGAAUUAGGUACUUAUUAAUCAUUGUUAUUUCCUAAAAAUUUAUGUUUUGUCCCCUUAUCCCGAGGAUCCGUAUCUGGUGAAUCUGUAUGCUGGGAAAACCAAGCUGAGUGUGUAGCCAUGUAGAACUGUUGGCGCUUUUUACAUCCAGUUCAGUGGGAGUGUAAAGUAUGUGUUUUGAGGUUUUUGACAAUAAAAUAAUUAGUAAUUUCUGCUA
This is a messenger RNA of Sander lucioperca (pikeperch), 1269 nucleotides long. RefSeq names its product ADP ribosylation factor like GTPase 3, like 1 (gene arl3l1). Gene Ontology annotation, molecular function: GTP binding; GTPase activity. The record is from RefSeq and is a predicted model, not a curated record. Gene Ontology annotation, biological process: cilium assembly. The coding region runs from base 264 to 827 and encodes 187 amino acids. The transcript has 6 exons. Gene Ontology annotation, cellular component: cytoplasm; microtubule cytoskeleton. NCBI's taxonomy places the organism in Eukaryota, Metazoa, Chordata, Actinopteri, Perciformes, Percidae.